This is a messenger RNA of Mesocricetus auratus (golden hamster), 2115 nucleotides long. RefSeq names its product sulfatase modifying factor 1 (gene Sumf1). Gene Ontology annotation, cellular component: endoplasmic reticulum. The transcript has 9 exons. Lineage: Eukaryota; Metazoa; Chordata; Mammalia; Rodentia; Cricetidae. Bases 24 to 1142 code for a protein of 372 amino acids. The record is from RefSeq and is a predicted model, not a curated record.
GAUCACAUGAUUUGUAGAACAACAUGGCUGCGCCCGUGCAAGGGCCAGCUCUCGGUUGCUGUACUGGAUUGACUCGUGUCUUCUGGCUGCUGGUGCUGGCGUUCGGGGCAGCAGGGAGCGAAGAGACCGGGGCCGGGGACGGCACGGCGACCCUCGCGGGUUCGUGCGGCUGCGGAACGCCUCAGAGGCCCGGGGCCCAUGGCAGCUCUGCGGCCGCGCAGCGUUACUCCCGGGAGGCGAACGCCCCGGGCCUGGCCUCGGGCCCGCGGCCGCUCGCGCUCACCAAGAUGGUCCCCAUCCCUGCUGGAGUGUUUACAAUGGGCACCGAUGAUCCUCAGAUCAAGCAGGAUGGAGAAGCCCCUGCCAGGAGAGUCACUGUUGAUGCCUUUUACAUGGAUGCCUAUGAAGUCAGUAAUGCUGAUUUUGAGAAGUUCGUGAACUCAACUGGCUACUUGACAGAGGCAGAGAAGUUUGGUGACUCCUUUGUCUUUGAUGGCAUGUUGAGUGAGCAAGUGAAGGCGGACGUCCACCAAGCAGUUGCAGCUGCUCCAUGGUGGUUACCUGUCAAAGGCGCUAACUGGAGGCACCCAGAGGGCCCAGACUCCAGUAUUCUGCACAGGCUGAAUCAUCCGGUUCUCCAUGUCUCCUGGAAUGACGCCGUUGCCUACUGCACGUGGGCAGGGAAGAGGUUGCCCACGGAGGCAGAGUGGGAGUACAGCUGUAGAGGAGGCCUGCAGAACAGGCUUUUCCCCUGGGGCAACAAACUGCAGCCCAAAGGCCAACAUUAUGCCAACAUUUGGCAGGGUGAGUUUCCUGUGACCAACACUGGGGAGGAUGGCUUUCAAGGAGCUGCACCGGUUGAUGCCUUUCCUCCCAAUGGCUAUGGCUUGUACAACAUAGUGGGGAACGCUUGGGAGUGGACCUCAGACUGGUGGACUGUUCAUCAUUCUGCUGAGGAAGCACUCAACCCAAAAGGCCCCACUUCUGGGAAAGACCGCGUGAAGAAAGGUGGAUCCUACAUGUGCCAUAAGUCCUAUUGCUAUAGGUACCGCUGUGCUGCUCGAAGCCAGAACACACCGGAUAGCUCUGCCUCCAACCUGGGAUUCCGUUGUGCAGCUGACCACUUGCCCGCUGCUGACUGAUAGCCAACAGGAGCCUUUCCAGAGCCAAGAAAUUGUUUCUGACUGGCUUCCCCCUUCACUCUGAACUGAUCUCGUGUGAAGACUUCCCACCUGAAGAGAGUUACAUGUCUGCCCAGUGGCCAAAGGGACCGUCUCGCGUGACCAAAUUGCUGACGCAUGUCAGUGCUUGUGCUUUAUUGUGUGGUGCAUCUUUGGGAUCAUCGCCAUGUUUUCUUUGAGAGCCUUUUGAAGGGGAAGGAGAGAGCUGAGAACCUCAAAGUACUGCCCAGACUCUGCCACAGAGUGAGACCCUGGGGUCCAGUACUUCCUCUGCCUGGGCCUCUGUCCCAUCAUCAAAUGAGGGGAUGGACAACAUGAUCUCUGAGGCUCUCUCCAACUCGCAGAUUCUAUUGUGUAAUAGCAGAGCAUAUUGUGAUUGCAUAGUGAGAAUUUAUGACAGAUUAUUUUUUAGCUAUUUUUUUGCCAUGUGUGAACCUAGGAUAAUACUAAUCGUACAAGGUGAGAGUCCUCUUCUGUAUUAUUUUCAGGAAAGGGUAGGGUGUGAGUCUUUUAUAUUCAUACUGCACUUUGUUCUUUUGAGGAAAUCAGUGUCUUUUACAUUGUUGUGACAAAUCCCAUGUGGGCCAGUGAUGGGACACUCAAGUUCAGAGAUCUGAACACACAGCAGGGUUUGUGGAGUGACUCUACUGUCCUUUAUCUUUUAACGUUAAGUGCCUUUGGCUCAGAGGGACAGUUUGAAGCCCUGUUUCCCCUUCGCCCCCCAAGCCUUCAGAGAAUGUGAAAUGUGUACUAAUUCGGGAAACUGUAUUAAAUGUGUACUAAUUCUAGGUACAAGGGAAAAAGAACCAGGGCCUUGAAUAGACUACAAUUCCGGGUAUUUGGUAUAUUAUACUAGAGAGAUGGGAAGUCUUGUUGACUUUGAGAUACCAGAUGCUUUGAAUCAUGCACUGUCAAAUAAACUGGUACCCCCCCA